GUGUUGUUACGGGAGGAAGAGUUUGAUUGAAUGGAAAAUUUUUUUUUAUCUCUUGAUUGAAAGCAGUCCUUAUAUAAACUCCCGGCUCGAUCAUAUCUCACUUCAAAUCUCUUCCGCUUUAUUUCUGUUCACUUCGGCUGAUCCAAACGCAAUAACAAUGAACGGUUACACUAACGGUUACACCAACGGUCACACCAACGGUCACACCAACGGUCAUACCAGAGAAUGUAAUUUCUAUGAGAAAAAUGAUGUGAAGGAGUUUCUUGACAGUAUCCAUCAGCUGAUCUUAGACAAAGCAUUGAAUGAUGGAACAAAAAACGACCACAAAGUCGUAGAGUUUCUUCACCCUAAAGAAAUGCUGAACAAACUUCAACUGGACAUUGGAGAAAAAGGCACUAACAAUGAAGUAUUGUUGAAAUUUUGUGAGAAGCUAAUCAACAUGAGCGUAAAGACAGGUAAACCAGGAUUCUAUAACCAACUUUAUGGUUUUGUUGAUCCAUAUGGUUUGGCUGGGUCAUGGAUCACUGACUCACUCAACACAGCAUUACAUACAUAUGAAGUGUCUCCAGCCUUCACAAUGAUUGAACAUUAUCUUAUUCAAAAAGUGUGCAAAAUGAUUGGAUUCCAAAAUGGUGAUGGCAUGUUUUGUCCAGGAGGGGCAUUUAUGAACAUAAUGAGCAUCCAUCUAGCUCGCUUCCGAAACGAUAAUAAUAUUAAGAAACAGGGCAUGUACAACCAAGAAAGAAUGGUGGUUUUUGCUUCUGAAGGAUGCCAUUAUUCAUCAGUUUUGGCAGUAGGAUUUCUUGGCAUUGGACAGGAAAACCUUAUCAAGGUGAAAACAGACAGCAAAGGGAAAAUGUCAGUCAAACAUCUCCAGAAUGCUGUGGAACUAUCACUGAAACAGGGUCUCAAUCCAAUAGCUGUUGUUGCUACAGCAGGCACCACAGUUCUGGGAGCCUUUGAUCCUCUCAAUGAAAUAGCAGAUGUUUGUGCUCAACAUAACAUGUGGCUUCAUGUUGAUGCCGCUUGGGGUGGAUUUGUACUUAUGUCCAAAAAACACCGAUACAGGAUGGCAGGUGUGGAAAGGGUUGACUCCUUAGCUUGGAACUUCCACAAGAUGGGAAAUGCUCCCAUGCAAUGUAGUCUACUUGUUGUGAAAGAAAAGGGAAUUCUUGAAAAGUGUAAUUCCACCAAUGUGGAAUAUUUAUUCCAAAGUGACAAAUAUUAUGACAAGACAUUUGACCAAGGAAAUAAAACAAUACAAUGUGGCAAGAAGGUUGAUAACUUUAAACUUUGGCUGAUGUGGAAAGCUCGAGGUGAUGCUGGAAUGGCAGCUAAAAUGGACAGAGUGAUGGAAUUAUCUCAGUAUUUGGUUGACCAACUGAGAGCUCAAGAUGAUUUCCGCCUGGUUUUACCUGAAUUUGAAUACUCAAAUAUUUGCUUUUGGUACAUACCACCUUCCCUUGAGAAUCAAGAGGAAACUGAAGAAUGGUGGCAGAAACUCUCAAAGGUUGGACCAAAGAUCAAAGAACGAAUGGUUUCUGAAGGCACCUUGAUGGUUGGCUACCAACCUCUACCCUCCAUGAACAAAGUCAACUUUUUCCGUUUUGUUUUAUGCCAAGAAAACUGUGAAGAAUCAGAUCUAGACUUUAUAAUUGAAGAAAUUCGACGAUUCGGGAAAGACCUGCAAUUUUAAAUCAUUAAAUAAUCUUGGGACAUGAAAAUUUCUUCUCAUUCAGUGAAAUCCUUAUGAACAUUUUUCUGCUGUGAUUUGUAAUAACAAAAAAUUCUCUCUGUUUAUACAGACAACACCAUUAAGUUAUAAUGAUAUUAAACCAAUUAAGUAGAUCAUUUGUGUGUAUGGGAUGCAGGAUUUGUUUGACAUGCAUGGAUGCACAGCUUAGUAUAUAUUCAUCUAAUAUAAAAAUCUAUACACGUGUUUAGCUUACUCUUUUACUGGUUUCGGCAGUUGGACUUGCAGUCCAACCAUGCUGGGGAAUUACCAUCAAAGAAGCUUCAUACAACCCCAGUUCUUUGUCUAGUCCUUAUUUUAUUGACCUCACAAAGAGGAAAGGAAAUGUUGACUUUGACAGAAUUUGUACUGAAAGCAUAAUGGGACAUAGAUAAUUUAGAUAGGUUUCAGCCAUUAUAGGACCAGGCCAUAUCUAACUUAAUAGCACCACCUGGUGAAGUCUUAACCAAAUACCAGAAGGUACUUUUGUCUAAUACUCGGAUUAUGUGCGUGUGUGUGUUUGUGAGUGUGUGUGUGUAUGGUUGUGUGUGCAUAUGUGACAUUAUCUUUAUCAAAGCCAUCCUUCAAUCUACUUCAAAACAGACACAUAUACCUGCUUAAUGUAAAAGCAGGUUUUACUUUUAUAAUAAUAUUUUUAUAUAUGCAUAUUUAUGUGCAUCUUUAUGUGUGUGUAUGUAUGUAU
Messenger RNA from Octopus sinensis (East Asian common octopus), 2435 nucleotides. RefSeq names its product cysteine sulfinic acid decarboxylase. The coding region runs from base 158 to 1696 and encodes 512 amino acids. Gene Ontology annotation, cellular component: cytoplasm. Gene Ontology annotation, biological process: carboxylic acid metabolic process. NCBI's taxonomy places the organism in Eukaryota, Metazoa, Mollusca, Cephalopoda, Octopoda, Octopodidae. Gene Ontology annotation, molecular function: carboxy-lyase activity; pyridoxal phosphate binding. The record is from RefSeq and is a predicted model, not a curated record. The transcript is spliced from 15 exons.